AUGCAACCACGUCGACCCAUGUCGCCAGGUGGUCAGAAGUCUGACUUACAUCAGCCAAAAGCAAAGAACCAACCUCAAGGACAGCUUGCGGCACUUUUACAUGGUAAACUUGAUUAUGAGGACUUAUUUGCAGGCAAUUCCUCUUCAUUAUUCCCUGAUGACCAUCGCUCAAACAGCGCACCGCCCACACAACAGUUAUUACAUGGCAAGCGUGCAGUUCCCGAAGGCUUUAUAGAUACCGGCUAUCAAGAAACUCAGGAUGUACAUCAACCAAACGCCCAACGGCAGUUGUGGCAGCAAGGAGAAGAAGGCCUUGGUACACAUGAUUCAUUUAAUAACGUAAACCAAAUAAAAAAGGAUGACACACUGGCGAAUAGGCGUCAAAGAAAUUUGGUGGAUCUUAUUCAGCAGGAUUUCCCGAGAACGCCUUCUCCUUUGUUUGCUCUUCAGCAGCAAGCACGACAACGACACGCUGUUACAUCCAGUAAUAGCACAAACAGUGGAUUUUCCUUUGAUGAUCCUGUUUCGAUAGGAGACUUGGAUGCUAUCCAGAAGCAGUAUCGUGAUCAGUUAAACGCUUUAGAUUAUGAUGACAUGAUGUAUCGAAACAGACAACCCUCAUCUUCUUCACUGGCCAGUGCUCAACUAGAAAACAGUAACAACUUGCCCUCCAUGUUACACAUGACAAUGGAUGAGAACCCUAUUUCUCCUCCAAUUCGUAACAAGUUUGCCUUUCCUGGAACACCCCCUGCCCGCUCCAAUUCAACGCCUCCUGGAAGGAACGUCUAUGAUGACUUAGAUCGUCAGACAGAAAUGCUGAUGAGCCAAUUCGGUGGAUUUGGUCUUAACGAUGAGGAUGAGUACAAUGCAUCCUCAUCUAAUCCUCAGUAUGUGCAGCAGAUGCAACAAGCUGCAAGAUUUCAAUCGCUGAGUGCAGUCAACAGUCCAUACCUGGGCCUUGCUCCUCCUCAUGCUUAUAGCCAGCCAUCACUGUACAACACAUUAUCUGAGGAUGAUAAUGGUCUUGGCGUAGAUAUGUCAAUGUAUGGCCGCUGGAGCCAAGGAGAUAUUGCGUAUCGUAGACAGCAACAAGCCGCCGCCGCCGCCGCUGCUGCUGCUGCCAACCUUAGUCAUCUGAAUGGACCUUUAACAGCGCCUGCUGGAAUUGACCCUGCUGGCUUUCCUGAGAACCCGCUUCCGAAUAGUGCUACUGACAAGAAGCUUCGUGCCUUACAACAGCAGCAAUUGUUGAUACAGCAACAACAACAGCAAUUACUUGCUGCACGUCAGCAGUUAUUACUGCAACAACAAAUGCAUCUUAAUAGCAGCAAUAUGAUAAAGACAAGAAAUGAUAAGCAUCAUCAUAAUCAACAUCAGCCAGCGCCUGUAACACACGACAUAGCCAUGAGCAUCCGUAGUCCUCUGCUCGAAGAAUUCAGAAACUCCAAAAACAAGAAAUAUGAGCUCAAGGAUAUCGAGGGACAUAUUGUUGAAUUUAGUGGUGAUCAACAUGGUUCUCGUUUUAUUCAACAAAAGCUGGAAACAGCCAACAGUGAUGAAAAGCAGAUGGUAUUUGAAGAAGUAUUGCCAAAUGCGCUUCAAUUGAUGACGGAUGUUUUUGGAAAUUACGUUUUACAAAAGUUCUUUGAACAUGGGAAUCAAAUGCAAAAAACAAUUUUGGCCAAACAGAUGGAGGGACAUGUUUUGUCACUCUCGCUCCAAAUGUAUGGUUGUCGCGUUGUUCAAAAGGCUUUGGAACAUGUGCUUACGGAACAACAAGCUAAACUGGUUAAAGAACUAGACGGUUGUGUGCUAAAGUGCAUUAAAGACCAGAAUGGUAAUCAUGUAAUCCAAAAGGCAAUUGAACGCGUGCCAGCCCAGCAUAUACAAUUUAUCAUUGACGCUUUCCAUGGUCAAGUCUAUAAUCUUGCUACUCACCCAUAUGGCUGCAGAGUUAUUCAGCGCAUGUUUGAACAUUGUACUGAAGAUCAAACGGGACCAUUGCUUGAUGAGUUACACAGAUGUACAAGUCAGUUGGUUCAAGAUCAAUAUGGAAACUAUGUAAUCCAGCACAUUCUGGAACGCGGUAGACCUGCUGAUAAAGCACUUGUAAUUGAAAAGAUCCGAGGACAUGUAUUACAACUUAGCAAACAUAAAUUUGCUAGUAAUGUUGUAGAAAAAUGCGUUGAUUUUGGCUCAAAGAAGGAUAGGCAACUAUUGAUUGAAGAAGUGCUUCAACCAAGACCUGAUGGUACUUUGCCAUUGGCCAUAAUGAUGAAAGACCAGUACGCUAACUAUGUUAUUCAAAAAAUGCUGGAUGUCGUGGAUGAUGAUCAACGUGAGUUGCUCGUAACCAAGAUAAAGCCUCAUCUCCAAUUUUUGAAAAAGUAUACCUAUGGCAAACAUUUAAUUCAAAAAGUAGAAAAGCUAUUACCUUUCGUAACCAAUUCCGAGGAUCAACGAGAGAGUACGACUACGACUACUACUGCUUCUCAGUAA
This is a messenger RNA of Rhizopus microsporus ATCC 52813, 2499 nucleotides long. RefSeq names its product ARM repeat-containing protein. Gene Ontology annotation, cellular component: cytoplasm. The record is from RefSeq and is a predicted model, not a curated record. Lineage: Eukaryota; Fungi; Mucoromycota; Mucoromycetes; Mucorales; Rhizopodaceae. Gene Ontology annotation, biological process: nuclear-transcribed mRNA catabolic process, deadenylation-dependent decay. The transcript is spliced from 9 exons. The coding region runs from base 1 to 2499 and encodes 832 amino acids. Gene Ontology annotation, molecular function: mRNA 3'-UTR binding.